Ascoidea rubescens DSM 1968 is the source of this 1455-nucleotide messenger RNA. RefSeq names its product clathrin adaptor, mu subunit. Gene Ontology annotation, cellular component: AP-2 adaptor complex; cytoplasmic vesicle. Gene Ontology annotation, molecular function: clathrin-cargo adaptor activity. Lineage: Eukaryota; Fungi; Ascomycota; Saccharomycetes; Ascoideales; Ascoideaceae. Gene Ontology annotation, biological process: clathrin-dependent endocytosis; intracellular protein transport. The coding region runs from base 1 to 1455 and encodes 484 amino acids. The transcript has 5 exons. The record is from RefSeq and is a predicted model, not a curated record.
AUGGCCACUGCAAUAUAUAUUCUAGACAAUGAGUUCAAUCAGCUAAUAUCCAGAUCCUAUCGUUCUGGCAAUUUGCCCGACGACAUAAUUGACAAUUUCAGAUUGAAGCUUAACUACUCAAAUCUAAACUUACUACCACCUAUAUUCCAGAUCAACUCUAUCAACUAUCUAUACAAAAAUGACAACGAUACCUCUAGCACCUCUGUACCAAACAGCUGCAUGAAGACAAAUAUAAUGGUUCUAUCUUGCUUUCUAUCUAACUUGAUUCAGAUUUUGAAAAAUUAUUUCCAUGUGUCUCAUUUAAAUGAUGAAUUAAUUAAAGAUAAUUUUGUCUUUCUUUAUGAACUAUUUGAUGAAGUUAUGGAUUUUGGAUUGCCUCAAAUAACUGAUUAUCAGAUACUAAACGAGUUUAUCAAAAUUAAAAAAAAUUUAUCUUUACAUUCAGAUAACGAUCUCACCUUUGCAAAUACUGAUAUCGAUAAUGGCAUUAAUAAUAAAAACAAAAAAAUAAAGAAAAAUGAUAAUUCAAUAUCUUGGAGACCAAAGGGUAUCUUUUAUAAGAAGAACGAAUUAUUCAUUGAUAUAGUUGAAGAAAUUAAUUUGUUUAUAAAUUCAGAUUCAAAAAUAAUAAAUCAAUUCAUAAAUGGCAAAAUUUUAGUAAAAUCGUACUUAAGUGGUAUGCCAAUUUUAAAACUUGGUUUAAAUGAAUUUUUAGCAUCAAUCAACUUGAAACAACAACAAGAAAAACAAGAACAACAAGAAAAACAAGAGGAUAGCUUUAAACAAAUAAAAUUUGAUAAUAUAAAUUUCCAUCAAUGUGUUGAAUUAUCAACAUUUACAAAUAAUAACAUAAUAUCGUUUAUUCCUCCUGAUGGAAAAUUCAAGUUAUUAUCUUACAAGAUUAAUGUGAAAAAGAAACCGUUAAUCAAGAUAUCCAAUAUCAAAUUUAGGUUAAAAACAAAGUUGAAUUGCAAAUUUUUAUUAAUUUAUUUAGAAUUAUCAUCAUUUUUCAAAAAGAAUUUGGUUGCUACAAACGUGGAGAUAAUAAUUCCAAUUAAUAUUAAAAAGUACAAAUUGAAUUUGAUUAAUGGAACACCCAGAUUUAAAACUCAAAUUGGCAAUGUGUUUUUUAAUUUAGAGAAAAAUUCCAUAAUUUGGAAGAUUUCAUCAUUAAAUGGAAAUAAGGUUUUUAAAAUGAUAAGUGAAUUGCCGUUAUUAUUGAUUAAUGAGGAGUAUAAUUUAGAUUUGAAUUUCAAAAAAGUGAUUCAAUUGAAGUUUGAGAUUAAAAACUUUACAUAUAGUGGAUUGAAGGUUGAUUAUUUAAAAAUUGAUGAAGAGUUGUUGAAUUAUCAAUCAUUCCCCUGGGUUCGGUAUAAGAGUAUUAACGAUGAGUACUUUUUCAAAUACAAUGAUGAUGAUAAUGAUAAUGAUAAUAAUGGUAAUAAAGUCGUUUAG